Molecule: messenger RNA, 1695 nt
Organism: Suncus etruscus (white-toothed pygmy shrew)
Lineage: Eukaryota; Metazoa; Chordata; Mammalia; Eulipotyphla; Soricidae
Product: solute carrier family 22 member 9-like
Exons: 9
Coding region: 48-1652 (534 amino acids)
Biological process (GO): transmembrane transport
Molecular function (GO): transmembrane transporter activity
Source: RefSeq, a predicted model, not a curated record
UUGUUUUGUUUUGUUUUGCAGGGGGGACUUUCACCUGGUCUUCCUUGAUGGCUUUUCAAGACCUCCUGGAUCAAGUGGGAGUUUUGGGGAAAUUCCAGAUUCUUCAGAUCAUUUUCCUUUGUCUCUCCAACCUCAUAGUGUGUCCACAUAUCGUACUGGAGAACUUCACCGCAGCCAUCCCUGAUCACCGCUGCCAGGUCCACCUCCUUGACAAUGCCACCAUCUCUGCUACUAAUGGCACAGGGGUCCUCAGCCCUGACGAUCUCCUGCCAACCUUCAUCCCACGAGAUUCCAACCUGAUGCCAGAGAAGUGUCGCCGUUUUAUCCGGCCCCAAUGGCAACUCCUUCACCUCAAUGGGAGAGUCUCCAAUGCGACUGAGCCAGACACAGAGCCUUGUGUGGACGGUUGGGUGUAUGACCAAAAGACUUUCACCUCUACCAUUGUGACUAAGUGGGACCUUGUCUGUGACUCUCGGUCACUGAAAUCAGUGGCCAAAUUCCUCUUCAUGGUUGGAAUGCUGGUAGGGGGCAUCCUGUUCGGCCAUUUAUCAGACAGGUUCGGCAGGAGUGUGGUGUAUAGAUGGUGUGUGCUCCAGCUGGCCAUUGCUGAGACCGGUGCAGCCUUCGUCCCCACCUUUUUCCUUUACUGCUCGCUACGCUUCUUGGCUGGCUUUUUCACUUCCAGCAUCCUGACAAAUUCUACUGUGCUUAUUAUGGAGUGGACGGUGCCUCGAUUCCAAGCCUUGGGGCUCACCAUGACCAUCUCUGCCAGUUGCAUCGGCAACGUCAUACUGGGAGGACUGGCUUUCAUCAUUCGGGAUUGGCUCACUCUACAACUGGUGUAUUCACUACCACUGUUUGUCAUCUUUCUUUCCUCAAGAUGGCUGGCAGAGUCUGCUCGGUGGCUGAUUAUCAACAACAAACUGGAGGAAGGCUUAAAGGAACUUAGAAAAGCUGCACACAGGAAUGGGAUAAAGAAUACAGGAGACAUCCUAACCAUGGAGGUUGUGAAAGCCAAUAUGCAGGAGGAAUUGGAGGCAGUGAAGAAGAAGACGUCGGUGACACACUUGUUUCGAACACCCAAAAUGCGCAAGAGGGUCUGCCUCCUGUUCUUUGUGCGAUUUGCAGUCUUCAUUCCCUUUUAUGGCCUGAUUCUGCACCUCCAGGACAUGGGGAGCAAUAUUUUCCUGUUCCAGGUUCUCUUUGGUGCAAUUAACUUCCUGUCCAAUUUUGUUGCACUUUUGGUACUGAAUAAUAUGGGCCGACGAGUAAGCCAGAUACUUCUUUCCUCCUUCGUUGGGAUCUUCAUUAUCACCAGCACAUUUCUGCCUGAAGAAAUGCAGAUUCUCAAGAUGACUUUCUCAACUCUGGGAGUUGGAGCAGUUUCUGCCUCUGUCAUGUGCAGUUUUGCCCAUGGAAAUGAACUAAUGCCCACUGUAGUCAGGGCAACAGCUUCAGGGGUCUUGGGACUUGCUGGCAGUAUAGGUGGAGCCCUCGCUCCCCUUUUGAUGAUCCUCAAGCUGUAUUCUCACCACUUGCCCUGGAUCAUGUAUGGAGUUUUCCCCAUCCUCAGUGUACCUGUUGUCUUCCUCCUUCCGGAAACCAGGAAUCAGCCUCUGCCCGACUCCAUCCAGGAUGUGGAAAAUGGGUGAGUCAACUCAAAUGAUAAUCUCUCAGUAGUUCUGCACUCUAGGU